GGUUACAUUAAGUCAGACGAAUAAAGUUUCAUGUAAGUCUGUGCCUUAUUUACUGUGACCAUUCCAAGAAAGCUCCCUCACAGGUUAGUUUUCCAGGAAAUUUCUUUUUUUACUUCGUGUAUUGCAAGGCAAGUUUAUGGUAUUAUAAGGAGAAGUAGCAGCUAGGGAUUUUCCAUGAACUCUACCUAGGAAUAAAAGGACAACGGGGACAGUUACCCAGUUUUUACGCAGGCAAGAUUUUCAAAGGAAUUAGUGGUGUUAUUGUUAGUGCUAGUACAUGCCGCGUAUUCACCUCUUUGCUUCUGACACAAGUUGACAAAAGAGGCUAAUAAAGCUUAAGCGAAACUUCUCCUGGGCUUUAUGGGUUGACUGGUAAUUACCUGGAAAUGGUAGAGGUGUAUUCUUCUCCUUUAAGUGAUUUUCCGCAAUGACUUACUAAAACCCAGCGACUUACUAAAAUAAUUGGGAUAGACUACUCUGAUUCGGUACCUGUAUCUUCCAAACAUCUCCCAGAAAUUCUCUUUCAUUUCACAGAAAUUUGGACGACCACCCAAUUUAAAGAAAUUUCAAUGAUUUAUAAAAUUGUUAUUGGGGAUUUAAGCAUGGGGCCUCACAAGUAAAUCAAAUAAUUAGAUAGAGGCCAUUAAUCUCUAAUCAUUAAUUUUGCAAGUAUGAGUUUGCUGCAUUUUUUAAUUUUAAUUCGUUUGAUGUAAUUGUGUUUUGGUUUGAUAUAAAAAUCAUAGAUAAGUAAAAAUUUAAAAAAUAAAUAAAUAUAAUUAAAUAUAUGACAUGACUCGACAAGAAAAAGUAUGUCUAGUGAUUUGAAAGUGUGGUAUUGUUUUCUUAGUAUUUUCCUCUGAUUUUCAUUUUGCCUUUUUACAUUGGAACAUCUGAACAUGAACCCAAAUUAGAGGUGCAGUGUUUAUAUAAUAAGCUUUCACCUCAAGCCAUCCCGGAUCAUAGGGAACACAUUCGAGCACAAAAACAACCCCAACCACCAGCCAUCCAGAUCAUAGUUGAAUACAUUAGAGUACUAAACCCCACCACCGCCCCCCCCCCCCAAAAAAAAUGGCCUAAGUAUCAUGAAAACAACAAUUUUGAAGGGAGGGUUGGAGGAAGAAACAAGGGGUAUUAAUUAUGUUUAACUUGGAUUCAUUUCAGGAACCUAUUGGAAGAGAUGAUGCUGAUAAAGUCAAGUCGUUACUCUUGGAAUACGGAGAAUCAUUGGAGGAUGAUGGAGGAUCAAUGUGGCUGCAGAAACUUUUUCUCAUUGCCUAUGGACGAGGAAGCUUUCAUGUUGCUGAAGGGUUGGCAAAACUGCGGCCUCAAAUAGCUAGCAUUAAAAGUGAUGAGGAUGGUUACACAGCCAUGCAUCAUGUUUGCUGUGGAGGAAAUGUCAAGAUGAUUAAAUUAUUGGGGACUCUUAAUCCCCAGUCUCUUGAAACUCUGACUUCCAAUCAAGAGACGGUUCUUCACCUUGCAGCAAAGAACUCCAAAUGUGAUGCUUUUGAAGUCCUGCUGGAUGAAAUUAAAAAUUUCAACCUAGAGGAUGUCCUGAAUAGUAAAGAUGAAAACGGUGACACAGUAUUGCAUAUCGCUACAGUAAAUAAAUCAGUCAAGACUGUGAAGCUGUUGGUCCGUGAGUGUUCCAAUGGCAAUGCAUCUCUACUCAGUUGCAGGAACAACAAGGGACAAACAGCAUUAGAUGUGUGUCCAUCUGAUUCUAAAGAUAAGAAUCACAAAAAAAUCUUCAAGAUCCUUAAGGAUGCUGCUGCUGCACAUGAUCAAGAAUUAUGUUCCCCGACAGAUCAGUAUGCCUCUAAGUUGACUUCGGAGGCAAGAAAUGUUCUAUUGAUGGUUCUAGGAUUGAUAGCUGCAGCAGCCUUUACAGUAACAUGCAAUUUGCCUGAAGCUUUUCUCAAAGAUCUUGCAGGCGAAACUUUGGAGGCUAAGGAUGUGAUAUUUGGUAGAUUGCCAACGGUUUUCUACCUCAUGGUUUUCAACUCAGCUGGAUUCAUGACUACCAUGUUUAUCAUUGUGAUACUGAUAUGGCCACUGCUAUUUAGAAGCAUUCUGCUUUUUGUGGUGAUCUGCACAUGCAUUGUAUAUGUCAUGUUAGUGGACAAGAUCACUCCUAAAUUAUCUGUAAGAAUUGGGAUCUCCAGCAUUUCCGGUAUUGCUUUGCUAUGGUCAUUAGCGAUAGUCUUUACUCUCUCUGGAGUUGCAAUACUGUGUUUGGCAAAAUACAGUUUGCUGUGUUUUUGCCGGCUGGUCAAUUGUUUGUGGACGAGAAGAAGCAGCUACAGGAGCAAUAAUUCCGGAAGAUUUGGAAGCAUGGUAGAGCUCGGAUCAAUUAACUGUUUAAACUGAAUUUUUUGUUUUUCUUUUUUGAAUUCAUAGGUAUGUGUACAUAAAAUAAAGGAUUAAGUUGUAGAGUAAUACUAGACUUAUAUAUAAAUCUUACAAAGAUUUUUAUAUAAAGUAAUGUGGUAGUAAAUGAAUAGGAGAGUGAA
This is a messenger RNA of Pistacia vera, 2513 nucleotides long. Its product is annotated as ankyrin repeat-containing protein BDA1-like. Lineage: Eukaryota; Viridiplantae; Streptophyta; Magnoliopsida; Sapindales; Anacardiaceae. Bases 1138 to 2370 code for a protein of 410 amino acids. The transcript has 2 exons. The record is from RefSeq and is a predicted model, not a curated record. Gene Ontology annotation, molecular function: protein binding.